UGUACAAAUGCUCUUACUUGCGCUGUUAAUCUAUUUCGUCUGCACAGCAGCACGACGGCCAAUGAUGCCACCAGUGACUCUAGCCAUUUUCCCACCUGAGCACCUGACCAAAUUGUCCGCAUAUGGAGUUGGAGGAGCUCUGCAAAGACACUCAAUCAAAAGUUUAAUGCGCGGAAUGCCACCUUUACAAGUAAUGCCGCCAGGAAAAGUACCAUCUGGAGUGCCGCUUGAAGAGAUCAAAGAAGGAGAGGCACUAGAAGAAUUGAAAGAAGAAGGAAGGCCACUAGGAAAAAUUGAGAAAAGAGGAACUACCAGAAGAAAUAAAAGAAGAAAAAGAGACAUUAGGGAGGAAGCCGUUCAGAGAAAAGAAAGAACACAAAGAGAAGAACAACCAGGGGGAGGACAACCAGGAGAAAUGCCAGUGGAAGGCGAACCACCAGGAAGGGAGCGACCAGCAGAAGAAAUGCCAGGGGGAGGACCACAAGGGGAAAUGCCAGUGGAUGGAGAACCACCAGGGAGAAGUCCACAAGAAGAAGAGCCACCAGGAGGAGAGCUACCAGGAGAGACAUUGCAAGAACCACCAGGAGGAGAACAACCAGGAGGAGGACUACCUGGAGGGGAGCUACUGGGAUCAUUGCUAAAUUUGGGAGGAGGGCUAUUACAAGGACUGCUAAAUGGGGGAGGGAUACCAGGAGGAAUGCCGCCACCUGGAGGAGGGCCUUUAGGAGAGCCACCAGGAGGAGGGCCGACAGGGGGAGGGCCAACAAUGGGAGAACAACUAGGAGGAAUGCCAUCGGGAGGAAGCGCAUGUGGUUGUGGUGGGUCACAC
Molecule: messenger RNA, 829 nt
Organism: Cylicostephanus goldi
Lineage: Eukaryota; Metazoa; Nematoda; Chromadorea; Rhabditida; Strongylidae
Source: the annotation of a GenBank genome assembly